UUUCAGGCUCGUUUCUAUGCCCCCAGCACAAUAUUUAUAGACGAGAUUGACUCUCUGUACUCCAGAAGGGGGUCAGAAUCAGAACAUGAAGCAACAAGAAGAGUGAAGUCAGAGCUUCUAGUUCAGAUGGAUGGAGUUAGUUCUAGCAGUGAAGAUCCUAGUAAGCUAGUUAUGGUUUUAGCAGCAAUGAAUUUUCCCUGGGACAUUGAUAAUGCAUUACGGAGAAGACUGGAGAAACGGAUAUAUAUUCCUCUUCCAAAUAGUGAUGGACGUGAGGCACUAUUAAGAAUUAAUCUCCGAGAUAUGAAAUUGGAUUCAGAUGUGGAUCUAAAGGAUAUUGCAAAGAACUUAGAGGGCUACUCUGGGUGUGACAUCACCAAUAUCUGCAGGGAUGCAGCACUGAUGUCAAUGAGACAUAAGAUUGCCGGUCUUCGUUCUGACGAGAUCAGACAGUUGCCGAAGGAGGCACUGGAUCUACCCAUAACGGCGCAAGACUUUAAAGAAGCUCUUGCAAAGUGCAAGAAGAGCGUAUCUAAAGAAGACAAAAAAUAUGAGGAUUGGAUGCUUGAGUUUGGAUCCACUUGAUGUUUCAUUCUCAAGUGAAUUAUCAGCUUUGCUUGCCAUACUUCUAACUGAAAGGCAAAUUUGAAACGUCGAACAUGAUUGCGAAGCAAGAUGAAGCAACCCGGUACUUACAACAUAAUUUUUUUGAAAUAUUUUCUUUUUAUCACAUAAUAUUUACUCAGCGUGACAGGAAACUGUUCCUCAUGUGAUUCAAUUUUUUUUAAUCUCACUGAUUUCUCUAAGCUUCAACAAGAUAUUGAAGUCUCUGUUCAGGAAUUUGAACAAAAUUACGUUGCAGGAAUAUGAUGGUGCAGUUUUUUAUAAAACCAGUUCACUUAGAUUGCACGAAUUGUGUAUUUUUUAUUUGAAGAGAAUUUGUUUAAAUUGGUAUCUUGAGAGGACUUAACAAUUUCACAUCUCCAGAUUAUUUCUUCCAAUUAUGGAAAAUAAAUAAAUAAAUGAAUUUGAAGUGAAACACAAUACACUACAGAAUUUGUUCACUGCAAGUUUAAUGUAUUAAUUGACAUAUGUACUUUGUCAUACCAUAACUCGUGUAGUUAAUCGGUGGCUUCUUACCAUGGAGACCCAGGUUCAAUCCCGGUGUAGUUUCUGUGAAUUUGUGAUGGACAAAAUGGAACUGGAUAAGAUUUUCUUUGAGCACUUUAUUGUCUCACUUCCAGUUAUUCCAUCAGUGCCCCAUAUUCAUCUGCUAUCAGGGGCUGCGGUGCUAAAGGAUUCAGUCUCGUGCCUCUUCUACAUCCAGUACAGAGAUUUUCAACUUCCUUCAAUGCACGGCACACUGAACAAAGCCCUAAAAUUGUCGAGGCACACCAUCAGUUUUGAAGGGGAUAUUUGUUCAUUAAAAGAGCAAGCAUUAAA
Cryptotermes secundus is the source of this 1443-nucleotide messenger RNA. RefSeq names its product katanin p60 ATPase-containing subunit A1-like. Gene Ontology annotation, molecular function: ATP hydrolysis activity; ATP binding. Gene Ontology annotation, biological process: microtubule severing. The record is from RefSeq and is a predicted model, not a curated record. NCBI's taxonomy places the organism in Eukaryota, Metazoa, Arthropoda, Insecta, Blattodea, Kalotermitidae. Gene Ontology annotation, cellular component: microtubule cytoskeleton.